This is a messenger RNA of Lolium perenne, 1236 nucleotides long. Lineage: Eukaryota; Viridiplantae; Streptophyta; Magnoliopsida; Poales; Poaceae. The record is from RefSeq and is a predicted model, not a curated record.
AUGAAUGAUGAGCAGUGGCUGGAGCGUAGUGAUGCGCCGAAGAGUAGUGAUUAUUGGCAGAACCUGAGGAUGCAGUCGUGGACUGGUGCUGAUCAGAAGAGUGAUGAUCCGUGGACGACGGAGAUGAGUGAUCAGCAGAGCCCGAAGAGUGAUAAUCCGUGGCGGACGAAGCCAGGUAAUACUAUCAAGCACAUAUCCAACCCAUCAACAUCAGGCAUGGCAAAGACUGGGAAGAAGCAGCUGGCUGGUAUGCGGCUUCAUCCUAACAUCAUUGUGGAACCACCUGCUGCAGGUGGCCGUAAAAGGAAGGGCACCGGGCUGGAGCGGAUUUGCAAGGGGAUGGGAGUCAAGCUUACCAUUGAGAUUCCUCCAGGGCUGAAACGUCCUGAGAAGCCUUUGCCUGCUGCCAAGUUUGCAUCGGAGGGUGGAAUGCUUGCAAGAGGCCAGAUGCCGCUCCUUCCGCAUUUCAAGUUGUACAAGAGGGAUGAGAAUUUGUUGGCCGACUUCGUUGGAAAGAUGGGGGCAAAUUUCAACAUGGACACAGAGUCGGAAGACAUCCAGAAGGCUUGCUAUGACGUACUGCGGAAAGUGUCGAAGAACAGGCGCUACAUCCUGAAAAGGGACUACUUCGACAAAGUACCAGCAAAUGAAGUCAGCAUCAAGUCCCCUGUUAAGGAUGUCUCAGAUGAAGAAUGGGAAGCUCUAACUGCUCUGUGGGUAACCCCAAGACACAGGAACACAUGUACCAAGAACAAGGACAGUCGUGCUGCGGUCAAAUUUGGCCAAAAGACUGGCUCUCGUAGCUAUGCUGCUCAUCUGUAUGCAACUAGGGAGGAGCGCAGAGGUGAAGAGCUAGAUGCAGUCGACAUCUUUAAGGCGACCCAUCACAGCAAGAAGGAUGGUUUCUCUGAGGAAGCUCUAGCUGCAAUAGCUGAUAUGGAAGCUGAGAUGGCUAUUCCUGUGCCAGAAGGUGCACCGCCAAGGUCUGCAGUCGCUGUUGUUGCAAAGGUUCUUAGCAAGGAAGCCAAGCACAGCACUUUCCUGAAGAAUGCUGGACUUCAGCCCAGUUCCACUGUCAAGCUCAACAAGCCCACCGCAGCUGCUGUAUCGGCGCAUGUUCAUGACCCGGAAGCACGGCUGAAGAGGUCCCGGGAGGAAGCUGAACGAGAUGAAGCAGCAGUUUGCUGCCAUCAUGGAAGAAGCUGCUGCCCAGAAGGAGAAGCAAGCGGCAAAUGA